Suillus discolor is the source of this 1438-nucleotide messenger RNA. RefSeq lists its product as uncharacterized. The record is from RefSeq and is a predicted model, not a curated record. NCBI's taxonomy places the organism in Eukaryota, Fungi, Basidiomycota, Agaricomycetes, Boletales, Suillaceae. The transcript is spliced from 8 exons. Bases 74 to 1438 code for a protein of 454 amino acids.
GCUCAAUAAUCCGCGCACAUACGCCGACCCCUUGCAAUUCAGUGUUCAACGUUCAACCCGGGAUGCUUUUUCAAUGGCCAAUAACGGAAAGAAGCCUAAGACAGAGCCCCGCAAAAUCCGCUUCAACUUCGCAAGACGUAUCUCAGCUGUCCAGGCGUCGUUAGCAACCGAGUAUAGAGCUUCAAUAAUUUCCAGCAUCCACAGAACCAAAGCACAUCGAACGACUAAAAAGGAACAAAAAAUAUGGACUUGUGGUCCCGCACAAUGCGACACUACUGUUGUGGAUGGUGCCACAAUUCAUGGAUUUAGCGACCUUCCAGCUGAGCUCGCUCUCAUCAUUUUCAAAUAUGCUGCACAACCAGAUUUUACUCAACCUGACACUUGGGGUAGCAAAACUCCAUACUCAUCCGCCCUUGCACUAUCUCUCGUCUCCAAAAUUGUCAGGCGCACUGUGCUGCCGGAACUUCUGCACACAGUGUCAUUGCCAGAAGCUCGCCACGUGGCAGAUUUCAUACAGGCUCUACGUAUGCAGAAAACAUACAUCGAUCAACAACAGCAUGAUCUAUCUCUUGAUUACACAUCUCACGUGCACAGGAUGUGGUUCGGAUAUUUUCAUGGGCCUUUGUCAAACCCGCAGCCUACCUUCAUUAGCAGUUCUAUCCCUUCUGCGGCUAAGCCUGACUCAGAGUCAGAUGUCAGCUUGCUGGCUCCGGUAAUCCUUGCCGCACCGUCCCUCGCGAUUGAAUAUUGCCUCAAGUAUGCGUGUAACUCCGAUGUCGACUUGAAUGUCGACCACAAAGAUUUCCCGCUUCCUUGGAGCACGAAAAGUUUGACGUUAUCGGGCAGUGUCACUUCUCGAUGGUGGCCCUUCAUAGGGGAUAUCCAUGGAUAUACUUUCCUCACUUCCAUCCAACACCUCACCCUACUUGCUCCCUCACCCUACGAGGUGCCUUUGUGGAUGGCACGGGCUCCUUUCAAGCAACUUCAGACAUUUUCGAUGCUCAUUUCAGACGGGGAACCUCCGGUCGCUGAAUAUGCCCCUGCGUGUAGCGCCAAAGCGACACAGGUAGAACUGGUCACGUUCCCUGCUUCCCUACUACCGGACCAUUGGACAUUCAAGGAAAUCAGGGCGUAUAUAGAAAAUGGGGUGGGAACCAUUCCAUCUGUUCCACUACCAGUGCCCCGUUCUGGCGACUUGUGUACACUUUGUCUGGAUUGCCAGAAUAUUUGGGCAAAUGGAUGUGAGGGCCCCGGGCGAAUGCUAGUACACCUUCAAGUUCGGUUCAUGAGGUGGGAUAAGCUCGUUCCUAAACUCUUAUUGUUAGAGCUUUGCGGUCUCGUGGUUGAAGACAGUCUGGCAACACAGUCGUCCAGCGAAGCGGGUCCUUUCUGGAGUCACAUCAGCGAUAACUUGCAGCCGUCGAUGGGCAUGAUCUGA